AUGGACGCCAAAUCAGCUGCCCAACAGCACGCCGACCCCACCGACGACUACAACUCCUCCGAGUAUACACACAGCAACCUCGACCCGUCCAUCUCUGGUAACGAUGAGACUUCCACCUCGGGUCCCUCCGAGACCACUGGGGCGGAGGCGAGCCACACGCGCGCCAUGGAGGCCGUCAUGCAGCUAGCCCAAGCCGCGUCGCAGCAGCAGUACGAUCAGCAGCACAGCAGCACCGAACACCAGCAGCACGGGCACGUAGAAAACCCAGAGGUGCACAACGCCUCUCUGCCCGUCAACAAUUCCGAGGAAGGUGAGAAGCGGGGGAGCAAACGACGUUCUUCCAUCCAAGCCGUUUCACCUACGGGCAAUCGCGGACGACGAGCCUCGAAAACCGCCCGGAACGACGACUCUGACGUAGCGGCUGCAGCAGCUGCUGCUGCCGCCGCCGCAGCUUCCGACGGCCAACCUCUGCCUCUACUCGAAUCGUGGUCCGGCGACAACCUCCCCUCCGAACUCCAACAGGUCUAUCAGCAACAUCUCGCACAAGCCACCACCACCACCGACGACCCUUCCUCUAGCAACGCCAACUUCAAACCCACACGUCAACUGUCGACGUCCAAACGCGCGGCGCAGAACCGUGCUGCGCAACGAGCCUUCCGCGAGCGCCGGGAUAAGUACGUCAAAGUGCUGGAAUCCAAAUCUGCGCGAUUGGAGGUGGCCAUCCGUGUGGCGAGCGAGUGCAAGCGGCGCUACACCGAGAGCAUUCAGACGAUCGACGGGUUGAGGCAGGACAACCAUACGUUGCGGGUGGCGCUGGCUGCGUUGAGUGGGACGUCGUUGGAUGGACAGGCGCCACCGGUGAUGAGGAGUGAGGAGUUGUUGGCGACGCUACCCGAGAUCCCGGCGUUGACGACCGAGGAGGAGGAGGCGGUGUUGGCGGGUGUCGGUGCGACCGGAGGAGGGGGUGGGAGUGGGGGUGGGCAGAGUUUGGAUAGUUUGAGCGCUGUAGCUGCCGCGGCGGCGGCGGUGAGCACGGACGGUGCCGGGGAGAAGACUGCGGAGACGAUGGCAGAGGAGCAGAGCGCAGAGGAACAGGUCAAGGCUGCUUUGACCAGUCCGACUGGUAGCAAUGUGGCGCUGCCCCAGCCUCCGUCGGCUAGCACUGCCGCUGGCAGCUCGUAG
Molecule: messenger RNA, 1182 nt
Organism: Kalmanozyma brasiliensis GHG001
Lineage: Eukaryota; Fungi; Basidiomycota; Ustilaginomycetes; Ustilaginales
Product: Basic-leucine zipper domain protein
Exons: 2
Coding region: 1-1182 (393 amino acids)
Cellular component (GO): RNA polymerase II transcription regulator complex
Molecular function (GO): transcription cis-regulatory region binding; DNA-binding transcription activator activity, RNA polymerase II-specific
Source: RefSeq, a predicted model, not a curated record